Condylostylus longicornis is the source of this 5575-nucleotide messenger RNA. RefSeq lists its product as uncharacterized. Gene Ontology annotation, cellular component: membrane; dendrite. The coding region runs from base 1677 to 4838 and encodes 1053 amino acids. Lineage: Eukaryota; Metazoa; Arthropoda; Insecta; Diptera; Dolichopodidae. The record is from RefSeq and is a predicted model, not a curated record. Gene Ontology annotation, biological process: chemical synaptic transmission; G protein-coupled receptor signaling pathway, coupled to cyclic nucleotide second messenger. The transcript is spliced from 7 exons. Gene Ontology annotation, molecular function: G protein-coupled serotonin receptor activity; neurotransmitter receptor activity.
UAUUAAAUACGUUUACUGUAAACAACUUUUGAGCAUUUCGCGUUAUGCAGGGCAGUUAUAUUUUGUGAGAAAAUGUAAGACCCUAUAUAAUAUUUGAGUACGUCGCAGAUUUGAGGUAUUGGCACCAAUUAUCUGUUACUUGUACGUGUCAAUAUUAACUUUUUGAGUGUACACAUGUUCCACUUUUGUCCAGCAAUAUUUUAAAAAUGAAAUCGUUUGUAAAUUAUCUAAUUAGUUUACUUUCAACUCUCAAGCGUGAAUGGCAAAAAAUUUGAGAAUAUAAGAAACUGUAAGUGUUUUUAUUAUACAGACAUACUUAUUUAAAAAUAAAAAAUUUAGGCCCUUUUUUUGCAAAUUUAAGGGCAAGAGACAAAAGUGGUACAUGUUUGCAUUCAACGUCCCUAAAAAAUAAGUGUGCACUCAAAGGUUAUAUUAAACCAUGACCAUAAUAACUACGUUUAUAUAAAAAGCUUUCAAUAAAUUCUCAACAAUAACUUAAAAAUUAAUUCCACAUUUCCAAUAUCAUUCCGCCAUUAACCAAUUCAAUAAGGCGGUCGGUCGGUCAUAUGCUGUUCACAUCAAAUUAUUUCUUUAAUUGAUUUAUUUGUCUUAUUUAAUUUUCAAAUAUUCCAAAUUGUGUGAAACCAUAUAGACAAACAAAAAGAAACUCAAAAAAAAAAAAACAAAAAAUAACAAAUGGAAAAUAUUGAAAUUUUUUUUUUUUUGUAAAAUAUAAAAAUUUAGUGUUUCAAAAUAUGAGUACAAAAAUAUAAUGAAAAAUAUACAAAAAAAAAAGAAAGGAAAAAUAUGAAUAAAUAAAUAAAUAAAAAAAAAUGCUUUAUGAUGAAUUAUUUUCCCAUUAAUAUUCACACAGAAAAAAAAAAAUUAUUAAUAAUGUUUAAAAAAUACAUUUUUUUUUGUGUUUGUUUUUUAAAGUAAAUAAAUAAUUAAAAAAAAAAAAAUUUAAAAGAAAAUUGUCAGCUGGCUGUUAAACUCAUGUUAUUCUUCGUUCUCCUCGUUGCUCUUUGCCCCAUUUCUCUUCAUUAAAAAAAAAACGAAUAGAAAUUACUAAAAAAAAAUUAAAUAUUUAAAAAAAGAAAGAAAAAAAUUGAUUCUUUCAUCUGUGAAUGAAAAUGUGAAAAGUGAUUUUUAUAAUUAUUCUAAAAUCUACAUACAAACAAACAUAAAAUAAGGUGUACAAAAAACACAAAUUAAAUGCAAAUUGGAAAAAAAAAUAAUAAUUUUUAAAGACAGGCAAAAUUGUGGAAGAAGAAUUCGGAUUUUCACUUCUAGAACAAUAGAAUCAAUAUGACCAAAUUCAUUUUAUGCAUUUUUAUUAAUUUUAUAAAAAAUAAAUUUAGAUCAAAUUUAAAUAUGUAAAAUUAUUUUAAAUGUUAAAUACAAAGAAAGAAUUAAAUAAAACUAUAAUAUUAUUAUAUUUUAGAAAUUCAAAAACAUGUAAGAAAAAAAUUUAUAUAAAAUAAAAUUCACCAAUUACCCGCCAAUAUAAUGGCGGGUAAAAAUAAUGGUGACCUUUAAAUAAUAUAUAAAUAAAUAAUUAUUAUUCUCAUUGUAAACUAAAAAUCUCAACAAAAUAAAAACAAAAAAAAUUAAUAUAAAAAUUAAUAUCAAACUAACUAAUAUAAGGAAAUGUUCUUGAACUUUUUUUAAAAAUAAUGGAGGAAAUUCUUCAAAAAUCAAUAACAACCACCACCACUAAUUCUAGUCUUUUAUUAUCAUCUGUUAUAAUUGAUAAUUCAAAUAUUGUUAAUAAUAAUAGUAUAGAUAUAAUAAUAAAUAAUAAUAAUAAUAAUAGUUACUAUUAUGAUUGGCCAACAAAAUGUAUUAAUUUAACUAAUACAAAUAAUAAUAAUAAUAAUAAUAAUUGUCGUCAAAUCGAUUAUAAUGAAUAUUAUAAUAGUAAAGGUUAUAUUAAUCAAAUAAAAUAUAUAAAUGUUACAAAUGAUAGUAAUAUAAAUGAUGAUAAUUAUUGGCAUGAAAAAAGUCAAAAUAAUUAUUGGGCAUUAUUAGCAUUAAUAUUAGUUUUUGGUACAGCUGCUGGUAAUAUAUUAGUAUGUUUGGCAAUUGGAUGGGAGAGACGUUUACAAAAUGUUACAAAUUAUUUUUUAAUGUCAUUAGCUAUAACUGAUUUAAUGGUUGCAAUAUUAGUUAUGCCAUUGGGUAUAUUAACACUUUUUGUUGGUUAUUUUCCAUUGCAUUCAGAACACUGUUUAGUUUGGAUUUGUUUAGAUGUCCUUUUUUGUACAGCUAGUAUCAUGCAUUUAUGCACAAUAUCAGUGGAUCGAUAUUUAUCGUUACGAUAUCCGAUGAGAUUUGGACGAAAUAAAACAAGAAGACGUGUUACGUUAAAAAUUGUUUUUGUAUGGCUUUUAUCAAUUGCAAUGAGUUUGCCACUUAGUUUAAUGUAUUCAAAGAACCAUGCAUCCGUAUUAGUAAACGGUACGUGCCAGAUUCCGGAUCCUGUAUACAAAUUAGUUGGUUCAAUUGUUUGCUUUUACAUUCCACUUGGUGUUAUGCUAUUAACAUAUUGUUUAACUGUACGUUUAUUAGCAAGACAACAACAAAAUUUAGGUGGUAGUAAUCCACCAGCAAGUGGAUGGGCUAGUGGAUGGCUUGGUCAAACACCAGGUUUAGAAAGACGUUGUACGUGGCGUAGAUUACUUAAGGCAGGUCAUUCAACAACACCAAAUCAUGGGCAUUCAGCUGCAUCAACUGAUACAGAAUUAUCAAAUUUAGAUACACAUGAGUUAUGGCUACCAGACUCAAGGAUAUUCCAUUCAAUGAAUUGCAUAUGUUGUGUUGUUAUAUAUAGCAUACCAGAGCCGACGCCAUCAACAAUGACCGCUUUACAUCAAUUUGGCGCUGAAAUGUUAAAAUUAUCUCGUGGUCUUGAAUCAGUAUCUACUUCAAUAUCUGAUUCACCAAUACCAUCAAGAUCAGUACAACAUUCAACUUCAGAAACAUUACAACCAAUUACUUACAAAGCAACAAAUGAAAUAAAUAACCAAAACAGUACAAAUAAUAUUACACCAACAGUAUUGAGCGCAACAGUAGAAACGGGAAACAAAAUAUUAACAACAUCCGUAAUUAAAGGUUUAAGCAAACAAUCUGAUCAACUUUGUGAGUAUGAACAAGAAGAAAAAUUUAAUAAACAAAAUAGUGUAAAUGAAAGUUGUCAAGAAAUUUAUCAAAAUGAUCGACUAGACAAUAAUCAAGAUAGAAUUGACGAAGAUGAAGAUCUAUAUGAUAUGGAAAAUAUUGAACGACGUAAUUCAUCAUCAUUUCCGUCAACACAUCGUCAACUUAUGAAUUUCAAAAAAAGACGAAGAGCAUCAACAUCAAGUCCAGGAAAAAAAUAUGAAUCUCCUGGUACUCCACCACCAUUUUAUAGACGAAGAUUUUUUAGUUUACCAAAAAAUUCUUUGGAACCAUUAAUGAAACAAUCUUUGCAUUCCAAUAAUGAUACUACUUGCAAAGAUUCAAAUAAAAAAUGCAAAAAUUUAAUAAAUGAAAAUAAACAAAGAAGUAGCGGUGAACAUUUAGAAUCAAUUUUAAAGAAAAGUAGCCAAUCAUCUUCUAUGAGAAGUACAAAACAACAGCAUUGUUAUGAUAAGAAUCGUCAUAUGACUGAUCAUUCGGAUUAUUUACAACUCCCACCGCCUUGUACAUGUCCAUAUUUUGGUGAUGUACCAAUUAAAAGUGCUUUAAAACAAACUGAAGUAAAAAUAUUAUCAUCAACAAAUAAUAGCUUUUCUACAAUAUCUUUAUCAUCAACAUCAUCGUUAUUUCCAGCAACAAGUCCAACACCAAUAACCACAACAAAAAUCUCUUUAAAAAAUGUAGAUGAUAUUUCUCAUAUCAAUAAAUCUGAUACAACUGCAACAUUAUCUAACACAUGUUUACAACAGCAUAAUAAUAAUAAUAAUCAAAGUAUAAGUAAUGUAUUGAAUGCAAAUACUUGUAAUAUGAAUAUGAAGAAAUCUUCACCAAACAAUAGCUAUUUAUCGUUACCACCACCAACACCAGUACGUAAAUUAAGUUAUUCUAAAACAGCGUCUGUUGUAACAUGGGAUUCACAACGUAAUAAAAGACGUGGUUCAAGUUUUGGUGGUGCACGUACAACAUUAUUAUUAACUCCUACAAAAGUUCCUUCAUCAACAUCAAUAUCACAUCAUCAUCAUCAACAUCAUAAUCAUCAUCAUCAACAACAUAUUUCAUCAUUGCGACGUUCAACAACAUUGCGUCAUCAUAAUCAUAUUAAUUAUUUAAAUGGUUCUAAUAACACGGGUAGCGUUAGUUGUGUCGGUGGCAGUACUAUUGAUACUGGCAUUAGUAAUAUAAAUUCAAUUAAUGGUCAUGAUAGUGAUACAGUAACACAAUCACCAUUAAAAUCAAAUAAAAUUUCAUCUUCACCGUGUCUAUUGCAGCGAAAUGCGACAGUACGGUCACAUCAUUCCCGUAAUUCUUCAGUAAUAUCAAGAAAUUCAUCACGUCAUGGCCGUAUUAUUAGAUUAGAACAGAAGGCAACUAAAGUACUUGGUGUUGUUUUUUUCACUUUUGUAAUACUUUGGGCACCAUUUUUUGUACUCAAUUUAUUACCAACAGUUUGUGGUGAUUGUGAAGAAAAAAUUUCACAUUGGGUAUUUGAUAUUGUUACGUGGCUAGGUUAUGCCAGCUCAAUGGUUAAUCCAAUUUUUUAUACAAUAUUCAAUAAGGUUUUUCGUCAAGCAUUUAAAAAAGUUUUACUAUGUCAAUAUUCACGUACCGGAACGCAAGGUUCUGCAGCUGGAUUCAAUCAUUGGAGACCAAAAAGGUAGCAUCAACAAAAUGUUAAGAGUAAAGACAAAUCAUUUUUUUAAGAAAAAAAUGUAGAAAAAGAAAUAAAAAUUUGAUCAUAAAAUUAAAAACAACAAAAUUAUAAUAAAAUCUUAUUAUUUUAUAAGUGUAGCUAAAAAAAAAAAAAAAAUUACAAAUGUUGCAAAUUUAGAUAAGAGAAACUACCUUAUAGAAAUAGGAACAGAAAAAUAAAUGUGUAGUAAUUAUAAUAAGGAUUAGAUUAUUAUUAAAUUGUGGAUAUUUUGUAUAUUCAACCAAAAAAAAAAUAGUAAAUUAAGAAAACUAAUUCGCUGUUAAAGAAAUGUACACGUGCAUGCGUUUAUAAUUUUACAUUAUUAAUAUAAAAUUCAAUUUUCUUCUUUGAUUAAUUUGUAACAUCGCAUAUAACAAGUUGUUUCUUUUGUAUAUUUUAUUCAUUUCUCUUCUUUAAUUAUUUUCAUAUGAAAUUUUCAAUAAAAUUCAGUCAUUGUAGGAUUUUGAAUAUAUACGAAGAUAAUAGGGCUUAGUACCACUUUAAUAUUAAAAACAAAAAACCCAAAAUUUAAAGAAAUUUUUCAAUAUCAAAAAACUAUUAAACUUAUUUUAACAACAGCCUACAUUUCGAAAGACUGAAUCAAAUCCUUUCAGUAUUCAUUUGACGGCAUCUUUAAGAGCUCGGUUUUUUUAAAAAUGUUAUUAAAUCUUGAAGCGUAAAACGACUAUUUGCUGUAUUUAUUGC